This is a messenger RNA of Rhinocladiella mackenziei CBS 650.93, 864 nucleotides long. RefSeq lists its product as uncharacterized. The transcript is spliced from 3 exons. The record is from RefSeq and is a predicted model, not a curated record. Gene Ontology annotation, biological process: mycotoxin biosynthetic process. NCBI's taxonomy places the organism in Eukaryota, Fungi, Ascomycota, Eurotiomycetes, Chaetothyriales, Herpotrichiellaceae. Bases 1 to 864 code for a protein of 287 amino acids.
AUGUCUCGAUUGAAUUACAAAUAUACCAACAUGAAAUGGGAAGGUCCAUCGAUGCUACGAGAAAAAGAGCAAGAGCAAGAGGAAGAGGAAGACGGGCUGCUCUCAGGGUCCCACGAAUCAUCACGCCCCAAGAGUCGUCGGUGGCUAUCCUAUGCACUGGCAUUCAUGCUUGGGCUGUCAGUUUUUAUCAAUAUUGUUGCUCUUCUUCAGCAACGAAUUCGAACUCAGGAUAUGGACGAGCUCUGCUCUACCUACACAUCAGAAAAUCCAUCUCCUAUCUCACAAGACGUCAAAAUUGCCUAUUCCACGACCGAAUUCAAUGGCUCUUUCCUCAACCCAUCCCCAUACACACUUAUUCCAGGACCUGACGUUGACGAAGCUUGGCUAGCAUUGGGAACUCAAAGCCGCCACUACGUUGUUCCCGAACACCUAGGCACCUACUAUGGUCUCAAUCCGGGCCAUGUGAAGCUCUCUCCUAAGGAUGGUGGCGGAUUCCCCGUGCUCUUUGAAUUCGAGCACCAUCUUCACUGUGUUAACCUCUUGCGCCAGUCCUCCUACUGGAACUACGACUACUACUCAAAGCAAGGGAACGGUCCAUUUCGCAAUCCUCCGGACAUCGUACGGCGCCACGUCAACCACUGUCUUGAUAUUCUACGGCAGGUGAUCAUGUGCCAGCCAGACACAGGCGUGUUCGGACAGUAUUGGGUGAGAGAAACAAAUGAGCCAUUUGUUGACUUCCAUACGAAACACAGGUGCAAAAACUUUGAGGAAAUGAAGGAUUGGGUUCUCAGUCAUCAGAUGCCAGAUGAAAAGGCAAAGGUAGUCCAAAGGCCUGGGGAUAUUGUUCUAGAUGUGAUUCCGUAA